UUCCUUCAUUCCCGGAGUCGUCCUCCUCUCACCCGCCCGCCCCCCAGAGCGGAGCUCUAGGCGGGGACACCCCCGCAUUGGACGUCCCCAAACCUCCGUGCACCUGGCUGAACCGGAGUCCCCGGUGUCGGGGCAGGGCAGGGCCGCCGGCGGCGAGCCGGAGCCAGCCCAGCGCCCUGGCCCCGCCGAACCCUCGGAGCCCACCCAUGGGGCUCCGGCUCCGCGUACCUCCUCGCCCGGCCGUACUCAGCCCAGCUCCGAGCGUUGCGCGCAGGAGGAUCCGUACUCAGUGACCCUGGAACCCCCGCAGACGCCGGGAGACUCGGGGGCGGGAGCGGCAGGCGGUUCCCCGCAUCUCCAAGAGCUUUCAGGCAGCCCUCCAAGCCGUGCUCGGGGCCCGGCCCGCUGUUCCCAGCCCCGAGCCAUGAUGAAGACCUUGUCCAGUGGGAACUGCACGCUCAGUGUGCCUGCCAAGAACUCCUACCGAAUGGUGGUGUUGGGCGCCUCGCGCGUGGGCAAGAGCUCCAUUGUUUCCCGAUUUCUCAAUGGCCGCUUCGAGGACCAGUACACGCCCACCAUCGAGGAUUUUCAUCGAAAGGUGUACAACAUCCACGGGGACAUGUACCAACUGGACAUCCUGGACACCUCUGGCAACCACCCAUUCCCUGCCAUGCGCAGGCUGUCCAUCCUCACGGGAGAUGUCUUCAUCCUGGUGUUCAGCCUGGAUAGCCGGGAGUCCUUCGAUGAGGUCAAGCGCCUCCAGAAGCAGAUCCUGGAGGUCAAGUCCUGCCUGAAGAAUAAGACCAAGGAGGCAGCAGAGCUGCCCAUGGUGAUCUGUGGGAACAAGAAUGACCACAGUGAGCUAUGCCGCCAGGUCACUGCCAUGGAGGCCGAGCUGCUGGUGUCUGGGGAUGAAAACUGCGCCUACUUCGAGGUGUCGGCCAAGAAGAACACGAACGUGAACGAGAUGUUCUAUGUGCUGUUCAGCAUGGCCAAGCUGCCCCACGAGAUGAGCCCCGCACUGCACCAUAAGAUCUCCGUGCAGUAUGGUGACGCCUUCCAUCCCCGGCCCUUCUGCAUGCGCCGCACCAAGGUCGCAGGUGCCUAUGGCAUGGUCUCACCCUUUGCCCGCCGCCCCAGUGUCAACAGUGACCUCAAGUACAUCAAGGCCAAGGUCCUACGGGAGGGCCAGGCCCGAGAGAGGGACAAAUGCAGCAUCCAGUGAGAGGCAGGGACAUUGGGGAGUGCCUUAAGGGAGGUGGCUGAGGAUUCCCACUGCCCACAUCCCACGGGGGCCCUAGGCAUGUAAGCUGUGCUUGCUCUCCUGAUUCCUAGCCACCUCCUGUGAGUCCUUAUGUCUGUGGCUCCUUUGUGGUAGGACAGAGACACGUUUGGGGACAUGUCAGCACUCAAGCUCAGACAAACUUUCAGUAUCAUUAGAGUAGAAGGAAUGCAGAAGGACCACGAGUCUUGUGUCAACACAAGAUGCUCAGUACAAGUCACAAGAUGAGAACAUCCUAGCCAGAUGUCCCAGCCAGAUUCCCUGGUGGCCUCUGCUCCCUCUGCGUGGUCUCUAUGCUUCUGGAGAAACUGCCCUUCUGGGUCUUCAACUCCUGCCCUCUGGCCCAGCUGUGUACACACCCCUCCAGGUUAGCCGCUGGUCACCCUAACAUUGAGCCGAGGGAGAGUGAGAGGGAGAGGGAGAGAGGGAGAGAGAGAGAGUGUGAGCGUGUGUGUGUGUGUGUGUGUGUGUGUGUGUGUGUGUGUGUGUGUGUGUGAGAGAGAGAGAGAGAGAGAGAGAGAGAGAGAGAGAUGUCCAUGUCCCUCAGACCACUGCCUCCUGGCUCCUCUCCCAGACUCCUCCAUAUGACAUUGCUCUUUGUUUUGAAGUUGUUUCCUGUUCUGUUUGCAGUAGACAUGAAGUCCUUGUAUGGUAAGAGCCCAGUGACCUGCCUUUGGCUGGGCUCCCCAGUUCACACCCAUUGCUUUAGCUGUGGUCCCCUUCCUCCAUGCUCCCAGGCAGGCUGUGCAGCUAGAUCCUGCCCUGUGUUUAGCGGCUUACAAAAGAGCCCACAGUGCCAUGGUCACAGAGGUAAGGGUGUCUCCCCUGCCCUCAGGAGAGGAUGACUGAGCCUUGGGGACAGUGACUCUCUAAACCCCUCCACAUGCCUAGCUAGAUCAGGACAGCUCUGCCUGGAUCCAGCUUGCUUCUGCUGCAGUUCCUCAAGCAUCUGUUGAACACCCACUGGAUACUGGGUUCCUUGUGUGCUAGGCAACAGAGAGUGACGAGUCUGUGUGUCCCCAGCUCUGGCCUCUGCCCACCUGUGGUGCCCCUUCUGCACACACAGCUGUUGGAGGAAGUGGAACAGCCGAGAGCCCAAGCUGAGCCUAGGAUAGACUGGCAGGAAGACUUGUGGGUCUUUCCCUAGUGCUCAGGCUAUGCUAGGUACUUCUGUCUCCAACAUAGGUGUGACAGUGAGGGAUGAUUGUGACCCUGAAAACCAAAGGCCCUGCUCAGCUCUUAAUACACAUGUUGUUUUAGAACCGAGGCUGGCCCAUUGAGACGGCUCAGUGGGUAAAGGCACCUGCUGCUGAGCCGUUCAACCUGAGUUUGAUCCCUGGAAUCACAUGGUGGAGGGAGAGAACUAACUUCUGUGAGGCAUUCUUUGACUUACAUGUCCUUCAUGGUACCCGCAUACACACAAAGUAAUGAAGCUAAUGGUUACUAAAAACUGUAGGAAUCUUCUAGUGCAUUCCCUCAAGGCCCAGAAAGCAUGAGUGACUAGCCCCAGGUCACAUACUGCAAGCUGGGCCAGCCAUGGGCCUUCCACGCACACCGUGUUUCACCUCUCUUCCUGGAGCUCCCAGUGGCAGGGAUUUGGACCAUGUUACACACCCCUCCCCCAGUGAUCACAGGUUACCCAUGGAUGCUGUGUACAUCGUCAUCCUUAAUGCACCUCAAUUCCAGCUCUGCACACCAACCCCCAGGCCUGGUCCUGUGUCUUCACGUCAACACCUGCUGCUCAGUACAACUGCCCAGUACCUGCUUCUGUCCUGCAGUAAACACCCCCCUGCCCCCGCCCACCAGCCCCAACCCUGAGAGUAUACCAGGUACUUGUCCAGGCAGGUGUAUGGCUUAGUCCCACCCGGUCAAGCUUCACUGCUUGGACCUCUGUGUACACUAUCAAUUAAAGUUGGUUUGUUAGCAACCAUG
Messenger RNA from Peromyscus californicus insignis, 3214 nucleotides. RefSeq names its product RASD family member 2 (gene Rasd2). The record is from RefSeq and is a predicted model, not a curated record. Gene Ontology annotation, molecular function: GTPase activity; GTP binding. Lineage: Eukaryota; Metazoa; Chordata; Mammalia; Rodentia; Cricetidae. The transcript is spliced from 3 exons. The coding region runs from base 425 to 1225 and encodes 266 amino acids.